This is a messenger RNA of Alternaria burnsii, 4422 nucleotides long. RefSeq names its product ubiquitin-activating enzyme e1. Gene Ontology annotation, molecular function: ubiquitin-like modifier activating enzyme activity; 4 iron, 4 sulfur cluster binding; ATP binding. Gene Ontology annotation, biological process: iron-sulfur cluster assembly; protein modification process. The transcript is spliced from 8 exons. The record is from RefSeq and is a predicted model, not a curated record. Gene Ontology annotation, cellular component: cytosol. Lineage: Eukaryota; Fungi; Ascomycota; Dothideomycetes; Pleosporales; Pleosporaceae. The coding region runs from base 1 to 4422 and encodes 1473 amino acids.
AUGGCAACAGAGGCAACUACGUCUAGCAUACCAGCAAGGAAGCGACCGGAGGAGAUAUACAAUCUGAGAUGCGACGGAUGCAAAAAUUGGCGACAUUGGAUGCAUUUCACGGGCCAGUGGGGAUUGACAAGAAAGUUUGCAGGGUCUGUAAGAGAGAGCUUCACGACAGUCGGCAAACUGGGGAAGCGGAAAGCCGUUGGCGAGGACAUUCGUCCCAGCAAGAAAGAGAAAGCCAUGACAGAAAACAUGCAAGUCGACAGCCCUGCCACCGCUGUCGAACAGCUCAAGGAAGCCUCUGGUAGUAACGGCGACAUCGAUGAAUCCCUCUACAGCAGGCAGCUGUACGUGCUGGGCCAUGAGGCCAUGAAGCGCAUGGGCUCUUCCAACGUCCUCGUUGCUGGUCUACGAGGUCUCGGUGUCGAGAUUGCGAAGAACAUCGCCCUGGCCGGUGUUAAGUCGCUGACACUCUACGACCCCAAGCCCGCUGCUCUCGCCGAUCUAUCGUCGCAGUUCUUCCUUACUCCCGCCGAUGUGGGGAAGCCGCGCGCCUCCGUCACCGUGCCUCGCGUCUCCGAGCUCAACCCAUACACACCUGUGCAGGAAUUCAGUGGAAAGGAUCUGACGUCAGACCUGUCGCAGUUGAAGCAGUUCCAGGUCAUUGUCCUUACCGACACGCUGCUCGACGACCAAAUCAAGAUCGCAGACUACUGCCACGACAACGGUAUCUACGUUGUCAUUACUGACACAUACGGUCUGUUCGGCACCAUCUUCACUGACUUCGGCAAGAACUUCACCAUCGGCGACCCCACCGGCGAGAACGUCAACAACGGCAUCAUCGCCGGCAUCGAUGAGGACGGUAUCGUGUCAGCACUAGACGAGACAAGACACGGUCUCGAAGAUGGUGACUGGGUCACAUUCUCCGAAGUUGAGGGUAUGGAGGGCCUGAACGGCUGUGCGCCUCGCAAGAUUGAGGUCAAGGGACCAUAUACUUUCUCCAUCGGCGAUGUUUCUGGCCUAGGAGAGUACAAGAAGGGGGGACAGUUCAUUCAAGUCAAGAUGCCGAAGAUCAUCAACUUUGAGCCUUUCAGCAAGCAGCUCAAGAAGCCUGAGCUUCUCAUCUCCGACUUCGCCAAGUUUGACCGACCGCAACAGCUGCACGUCGGUAUCCAGGCCAUUCACAAAUUCGCGAACCUCCACAAGGGCGAGUUCCCACGUCCUCACCACGAAGCCGAUGCGGAUGAGCUUUUCAAGAUCGCACAAGAGAUCGCAGGCCAAGGGGAGGACAAGGUUGAGCUGGACGAGAAACUCAUCAAGGAACUCAGUUACCAAGCGCGCGGUGACCUCAGCCCCGUCGCUGCGUUCUUCGGUGGCAUGGCCGCUCAGGAAGUUCUCAAGUCCGUGUCUGGAAAAUUCCACCCCAUUGUUCAGUUCCUCUACUUCGAUUCGUUGGAGUCAAUUCCCACCUCCACAACCCGUUCGGAAGAGCAGUGCGCUCCGAUUGGCUCGCGCUACGAUGGUCAGAUCGCCGUUCUGGGUCAGGAAUACCAGAAGAAGCUCAGCAAUGUCAAGCAGUUCCUCGUUGGUGCAGGUGCCAUCGGCUGCGAGAUGCUCAAGAACUGGGCUAUGAUGGGUCUCGGUACUGGUCCCGAGGGCAAGAUUACCGUAACCGACAAUGACCAGAUCGAAAAGAGCAACUUGAACCGACAGUUCUUGUUCCGACCAGCAGAUGUUGGAAAGCUAAAGAGUGACGCUGCAGCAAAGGCUGUUCAGGUCAUGAACCCUGAUCUCAGUGGAAAGAUUGUGACACUUCAAGACAAGGUCGGCCCGGAGACUGAGCAUAUCUUCAACGAGGAGUUCUGGAAUUCUCUGGACGGCGUAACAAACGCGCUGGAUAACGUAGAAGCGCGCACGUACGUUGACCGACGGUGUGUGUUCUUCCGCAAGCCUCUGCUUGACAGUGGUACUCUCGGCACCAAGGGCAACACCCAGGUUGUUCUGCCAUUUAUUACAGAGUCUUACUCUUCAUCACAAGAUCCCCCCGAGAAGUCCUUCCCUAUGUGCACACUCAGGAGUUUCCCCAACCGGAUUGAGCACACUAUCGCCUGGGCGCGAGAGUCAUUCGAUUCGCUAUUCGUCAAGGGUCCGGAGAUCGUUAAUCUGUACUUGACGCAGCCCGACUACCUUGGUGCAUCGCUGAAGCAGUCUGGUAACGAGAAGCAAACUUUGGAGACUUUGCGGGAUUUCCUGGUCACCGAGAAGCCGCUGUCUUUUGACGACUGCAUUAUUUGGGCCCGUCAUCAAUUCGAGAAGAACUACAACCACGCAAUAGCGCAGUUGCUGUACAACUUCCCCAAGGAUUCCAAGACCGGCUCCGGUCAGCCAUUCUGGUCAGGACCCAAGCGUGCGCCAGACCCAUCAAAGUUUGACUCUUCAAACCCAACACACUUUACCUAUGUGGAAGCUGCUGCCACUUUACAUGCGUUCAACUACGGUAUCAAGCCGAAUGCGUCGAAGGAGCACUACGUUGAAGUUCUUAACGACAUGAUCGUCCCUGACUUCCAGCCCGAUCCUACUGUGAAGAUCCAGGCCGACGAGAAGGAGCCAGACCCGAACGCUAACCAGGCUGGUAGUGAUGAUAAUGAGUCGCUUGAUAGCAUUAUCAAGCAACUUCCAGCACCAAAGUCUCUCGCCGGAUUCAAGCUUGAGCCUGUCGAGUUCGAGAAGGAUGAUGACUCCAACCACCACAUUGACUUCAUCACUGCGGCCAGUAAUCUCCGUGCUGAGAACUACAAGAUUGAGCAAGCGGACCGUCAUAAGACCAAGUUCAUUGCUGGAAAGAUUAUUCCGGCCAUUGCUACCACUACCGCCUUGGUGACUGGUCUCGUCAACCUUGAAUUGUACAAGAUCAUUGACGGCAAGACGGACAUCGAGCAAUACAAGAACGGCUUCAUCAACUUGGCGCUGCCAUUCUUCGGUUUCAGUGAGCCGAUUGCAAGCCCGAAGGGUACAUACCAAGGGCACGAUGGCGAAGUAACGAUCGACAAGCUAUGGGAUCGUUUUGAGGUGGAUGAUAUCCCCCUCAAGGACUUUGUGGACCACUUUGAGAAGAAGGGUCUAUCAAUCCAGAUGAUCAGCUCUGGUGUUAGUUUGCUCUACGCAUCAUUCUACCCUCCAGCCAAAUUGAAGGACAGGAUGCCUCUCACUAUGAGCAAGCUUGUUGAGCACGUCAGCAAGAAGCCAGUACCCGAGCACCAGAAGAACGUCAUCUUCGAGAUUACGGCUGAGGAUCAGAAGGAGGAGGAUGUUGAGAUCCCGUAUGUGAUGGACUUUCCCUCAGUAUGCAACAAUGUAGUCUUCACACCCAUCCCAAUCACAUUCACACACAUCAUGGCGCCCUCCCUAGAAGAGCCAGUACAGGUCGAUUUUGAAGCGCCACUCAAGGCUGCGCCGAAACUCGUUGCGCCUGAGCCAGAACACUGUCCUGGUCCCGAGUCCCUCACAGCCGGUCAAGCAGAUUCAUGCGCAGGAUGUCCCAACCAGUCAAUAUGCGCCUCCGCACCCAAGGGCCCUGAUCCCGACAUACCCAUCAUAACCGCACGGCUGUCCUCGGUGAAGCACAAGAUCCUCGUCCUCUCCGGCAAAGGCGGCGUCGGAAAGUCGACCUUCAGCACAAUGCUAUCACAUGGCUUCGCAUCGAAUCCGUCAUCGACCGUCGGGCUCAUGGACACAGACAUCUGCGGACCCAGCAUACCAAAGAUGAUGGGUGUGGAAGAAGAGACAAUACACGUUAGCGGAGAAGGAUGGGAACCCGUAUGGGUCAGCGAGAACCUCGGAGUCAUGAGCGUACAGUUCAUGCUACCAAACCGCGACGAUGCAGUAAUAUGGCGAGGCGCAAAAAAGAACGGUCUGAUCAAGAAAUUUCUCAUGGACGUAACUUGGGGGGAACUGGACUUUUUGAUCGUCGACACACCACCGGGCACAUCCGACGAACAUCUCUCUGUAAACUCGUUCCUUAAAGCCAGUGGCGUCGAUGGCGCGGUCCUCGUUUCCACACCCCAAGAAGUCUCGCUCCUCGAUGUUAGGAAGGAGAUUGAUUUCUGCCGGAAAGCCGGCAUACCUAUACUGGGAAUCGUGGAGAAUAUGAGCGGGUUUGUUUGCCCAGGUUGCAAACAUGAGUCUCAGAUAUUUAGAGCAAGUACGGGUGGUGCAGCAAGGCUGGCUAAGGAUCAGAAUAUACCCUUCUUGGGCAAGGUACCACUGGACCCGAGGAUAGGCAUGGCAUGUGAUUUUGGGGAGAGUUUCUUAACAGCGUACCCAGACAGUCCGGCAUGUGCUGCUAUCAAAGAGGUUGUCAGGAGAGUUGGGGAGGAGAUCGGGCUGAGUAGGGAAGAGGUGUUGCCUGUGGAUGAAGAGGAAGUCUGA